UAAAGCCUGCCCCUCUCAGCGUCCAUUUUGGGGAAAGCAGGAAGUUGUCUUAUGGGGGAAACCUCAUGACAAACCGAACUGAGCUGAUCAAAUAUCCACAAAUACAUGCAUCGGUGUUUGUUUUUGUUUGAGUGACUGUUCGUUGAAUAUUUUGCUCGUCUAUAGGCGGAUCUGACCGUUCGUUUCGCAGCUGUUUACGGUCAAACUCGACGCGCGCGCUUCGGAGAGGUCGCGACGAUAACCGGAGUGCGACAUAAAACCCAGCAGGUCAGAAUGGCGGAUGACUUCGAUGUUGAGGCCAUGCUGGAAGCGCCUUAUAAAAAGGGUGAAAGCAAGUCCUCCAGCGCCAAUGGUCAUAAUGAGGAACGCAGCAAAAAGAAAAGACGCAGCAGCAGUCGUAGUCCGAGUCCAGGUCAGCACAGGAGUAGAAGCGGGGGCCGCAAGAAGAGCCGUGAGCAGCGCAGGAGCCGUAGCCGAGAACGGAAACGUUCACGGAGCAGAGAGCGCAAGCAGUCACGAUCCCGCAGCAAAGAUCGUGGUGGACGCCACCGAGGACGCAAAAGCCCCUUUAUGGGGCCGAAAUUAAAUGGUGGUCCCGGAGGGAAGACUGGCCCACAACAUUUCACCAAACACAGUCGCAGGCGCUCUCGGAGCAGAAGCCCGUUUAAGAAGAACAAAAGCCCUGUCAGGCAGCCGAUAGAUAAUCUGAGCCCUGAGGAGAGAGACGCCCGUACAGUGUUCUGCAUGCAGCUCGCUGCCAGAAUCAGACCCAGAGAUCUGGAAGAUUUCUUCUCUGCAGUAGGAAAAGUCCGUGACGUAAGGAUGAUCUCAGAUAGAAACUCUCGGAGGUCAAAGGGCAUUGCCUACAUUGAGUUUGUGGAUGCGACAUCGGUACCAUUGGCAAUCGGCCUGACAGGGCAGAGGGUUCUGGGAGUGCCCAUCAUAGUCCAGGUUUCACAGGCUGAGAAGAACAGGGCAGCAGCCAUGGCCAGCAUGCUCCAGAGAGGUGGUGCAGGGCCCAUGCGGCUGUACGUGGGCUCGCUGCACUUCAAUAUAACUGAGGACAUGCUCAGGGGCAUUUUUGAGCCAUUCGGAAAGAUUGAGGGCAUCCAGCUAAUGAUGGACAGUGAGACUGGCAGGUCAAAAGGAUACGGCUUCAUAUCAUUUGCAGAUGCAGAAUGUGCUAAAAAAGCCCUGGAGCAGCUAAAUGGUUUCGAGCUUGCGCAACGGCCGAUGAAGGUGGGUCAUGUUACCGAGCGUUCAGAUGCCUCCUCUGCAAGCUCCUUCUUGGACAAUGAUGAACUGGAGAGAACUGGCAUUGACUUGGGCACGACAGGUCGGCUUCAGCUAAUGGCAAGACUGGCAGAAGGUACAGGACUGCAGAUUCCUGCUGCUGCCAAACAGGCCUUGCAGAUGAGCGGCUCUGUGGCGUUUGGAAAUCUGGCGAAUGCCGCAACCACACAACCUCUUAUUCCCAAUCCUGGAAUGAACCAAGCUAUGAACCUUCCAAAUGAGCCACUGGCCACGCAUUGUUUACAGCUCUCCAACAUGUUCAGUCCACAGACGGAAAAUGAACCUGGCUGGGACCUGGAGAUAAAGGAUGAUGUCAUCGAAGAGUGCAGAAAACACGGAGGCAUUAUUCACAUAUACGUCGACAAGAACUCUCCUCAAGGAAAUGUUUUUGUAAAGUGUCCAACCAUCCCAGUAGCAAUGGCUGUUGUCGGCGCCCUGCACGGCCGGUGGUUUGCAGGUAAAAUGAUCACAGCUGCCUACGUGCCUCUUCCUACGUACCAUAACCUGUUUCCAGAUGCUGCCACAGCCACAGAGCUCCUGAGGCCCAUGCACCGGUGAUCCAGACAGCGACCCCUGCCUCUUACUGACCCUGCUUCAUCUGGAACCGUACACCCCCUUCCCAAAUGAACUGCUGUGGGCCAGAAGAAGCCGUCAUUGAGGGCCACCUCAUGUAUGAAGUUAGAUUUCACAGUUGGACUGUAUUUUGAUAUUGUAUUUAACAGGGGUGUUGAUCUACAGAUAGAAUCACCCUCUCUGUAUAUCGCUUAUAAUAGCAAAAGCAAGCUUUAGACCAGCUCUCGGCUUUAUGUACAGUGGUCUGUUGAUAAGUGAACACCUGUAACACCGUCGCCCUCUCUAGAUGAAUUCUUGACUCCUGAAAACCGGAUUUGAAGGAGAUUCUGGCAUUUUUUGAAAGGUAUUUGAGCGACUUUCUGUUUGUUUGAUUUUUCUUGUGAGGUUUCUUCAUCUGUUUAAUCUUCAGUCAAGAAUUUUUGUCAGUCUUCAUCUUUUCAUGACAGACAGUGUGUUGUGAACUGCUGGUUCAUUUUCUGUUCUGUUUCUUUUCAUCAUUUUUAAGCAACAAAAUACAAGCAAAAAUAUUUUGAUUUUUUUUUUCUUUUUUUUUUUUUUUCCUUGGGGAGAAUCUACUUGAGCUGUUUAGCUUUCUAAAACAUCUUUGAAUUUAUAACUUUUCAUAAUCAAGAAUUGAUUUUUCUAAAAUCUUCUGAUUAAAUGACUUUCACAACA
Molecule: messenger RNA, 2541 nt
Organism: Cyprinus carpio (common carp)
Lineage: Eukaryota; Metazoa; Chordata; Actinopteri; Cypriniformes; Cyprinidae
Product: RNA-binding protein 39-like
Exons: 17
Coding region: 274-1851 (525 amino acids)
Biological process (GO): mRNA processing
Cellular component (GO): nucleus
Molecular function (GO): RNA binding
Source: RefSeq, a predicted model, not a curated record